AUGACGAGCUGUACGAGUAAACGCAUGAAGCUGAGCGAAGGCAUGGACGACAGAAUAAGCAAUCUGCCAAUUGAGAUUAUUGAUCGUAUUUUAGAUAACAUGCCAGUUCGAGAUGCUACAAGGACGACUAUCUUGUCAAGAAAAUGGAGGAAUUUUUGGCCUAUGCAUCCAAAACUCGUCUUGGAUCAGCACUCUUUAAGAGUUAACCGUAUUGAUAAGGUAAUCAACAAAAUUCUGUUACAACGCACGGGACUCGUAUUAAAGUUUCUCUUGGAUCUUUCGUGCAUAAAUUCAUCAAAAUACUCGGAUGUCGAUCAAUGGUUGAUUUUUCUGUCAAGAAAUGGUCUAAAGAAACUUGCUCUCUUGUAUUCGGAGACGCCAGCCAAACCUUAUAGAUUUCCUUCCUAUGUAUUCUCUUGUCCAUCAUUAAAACACAUGGCACUUCAUAAUGUCGUGAUCAAACCGUUUUCCUCUAGGUCUUUGGACAACCUCACUUUUCUAUCUUUUAAGAAUGUCGGGGUUGAGUCAAAUUCAUCGGAAGUUUUUUCCUCUCCUAGAAAUCCACAACUCAAGAAAUUGUCCAUUGAAAGGUGCGUCGGUAUUGUCCAUUUAGAAAUCGUUGCUCCUUUACUCGAAGUCUUGAGAAUCUACUUUAGCUAUGGUGUUAGGAUAAACAGCUUACUAAACCCAAACCUAAAGGAGUUCAACUUUAAUUCGUUGGGCAAAGGGGAGACUAAGAAACAUGGUUUUGACUUAUUAUCAGGGCUUUUCGCAAAAUUGUCAAACAUUCGAGUUCUUCUGUUUGAUGGCUUCUUCCUCAAGGGGAGAUAA
Olea europaea var. sylvestris is the source of this 831-nucleotide messenger RNA. RefSeq names its product F-box/FBD/LRR-repeat protein At1g13570-like. NCBI's taxonomy places the organism in Eukaryota, Viridiplantae, Streptophyta, Magnoliopsida, Lamiales, Oleaceae. The record is from RefSeq and is a predicted model, not a curated record. Gene Ontology annotation, molecular function: protein binding. The transcript has a single exon. Bases 1 to 831 code for a protein of 276 amino acids.